AUGGCCGCCUCCAGCAGCCGGAGCUUCGCCGAGGUGCAGCGCCGCGUCUCCGGCGUGCAUCGCGGAACCGACCCGGAGCAGCAACUCCGCUUUUACGACGGCUGGGCCCCGGAGUACGAGCAGGACGUGACCAUAUUGCACUACCAAGCCCCCAGGUUGGCGGCUUCCUGUCUGGCCUCUGCGAUCCAGGGACCCCUCGCAGAUGCUCUGGUACUCGAUGUCGCUUGUGGCACAGGGCUUGUGGCCCAGGAGCUGCAGGCCAAGGGCUUCUGCCGCUUCCACGGCCUGGAUGGAAGCCAAGGGAUGUUGGAAAGCGCACGCCGGAAGGGGCUGUACCAGGAGCUGAAGCAGUGCGUGCUGGGCCAGGAAGCCUUGCCCGCAUCCUCAGGCUUCUACGAUGCCGUUCUGAUCGUGGGGGCUCUCAGCGAAGGGCAGGUGCCCACCAGUGUCGUCCCAGAGCUGCUUCGUGUCGCCAAACCAGGGGGCUUUCUGUGCCUGACCACGCGGAGCAACCGAAGCAACUUGCGGUACAAGAGCCAGAUGCAGCAGCUGCUGGAUGACCUGGAGCAGCGAGGACUGUGGGAAAAGGUCAAGGUGCAAGAAGUCGAACGGUGGGAGAGGGCGACGUCGGAGCAGGAAGCCAUGGAGGGCUCGGACUACAUUUCUGGGGUGGUCUAUCUGUACAGGAAGGCUCAGACUGUCGGCUUUUGA
Molecule: messenger RNA, 711 nt
Organism: Euleptes europaea (tarantolino)
Lineage: Eukaryota; Metazoa; Chordata; Lepidosauria; Squamata; Sphaerodactylidae
Gene: METTL27
Product: methyltransferase like 27
Exons: 5
Coding region: 1-711 (236 amino acids)
Molecular function (GO): S-adenosylmethionine-dependent methyltransferase activity
Source: RefSeq, a predicted model, not a curated record